AAUAUUCAUUGUACAAAAAGGAACACUAUUUGCCCUUCCAGCCUCGGUUUGGUUACAUUGAUUUGCUCAGUAGAAUUCAAGAUUGCUGCACCAUAAUAAAGGACUAUAUAACACCAGUGCUUUGAUGCAGUCUGUGAUACGAAUCUUGUAUGAAGUAUGGUACAUAACAAACAUUGUUAAUCAGACCUACAUGUAAAGACCUUCGGGUCACGGUCAACGGUCUUCGCCACUAUGCUAGAUUUGACUUUCUAGGACACUGCUUCUGUGAUUGCUGAUAAAUACUUUAAGUCGCAUGGAAAAAGUUGUGUUGUCCGUGUCUGGAGUGCUUCCCAUUUUCCAUUGUAUCCAGUUUCAAUAAUUUUUUUUACAAAUAUUAUUAACAAACUAAAGUUUUUUUGUUACGAAGUAAAGUAUGCAAGAUAUGUUUCAUUUCUAAAUGUUUUAUUAUUUGUUUUAUUAUCAUUGCUAAGAAGAGUAAGAUAUGUAUUGGAUACUCUGGUGUAUUUGUCAUGACUCUUAAUUUCUGUACUGGUAAAAUAGAUUUUGUAAUGUGUUCCCCUUUGUUGCCACAGGUCCUGAAUGUUCGAGACGGACAGUUUCUUGAAGUCUAUGACUCGGAUUUCCUGGAGUACGUGCUAUAUAGCCAUGGUGUGACCACUGUGUCACACCUGGACAGAUUCAGAAUAAGGAAAUCGCAAGUAAAUAACCCUUCCUCCAGUGCUACAUGUAGGCCUGUGUCCGCAACAGCACCGCCUUUGGAACUUCCAACAGGUUUAAAGAGGCAAGUGAGCCUUAGAGACAGGUUGGACGACCUGUUUGCCAAGAAGAAAAGUAAAACUGGAAAAGCAAAGAACAAACGUUCACGUGAUGUACGGAUCCAAUUUGGAUGGAUGCAUCGUGCAAGUGAGUCUACUGAGCAUAAGGGAGUCCGUUCGACAAAAGGAGGUGGGACAAGAUGUGUAGAAGUGGCAGAGAAUGCCAGCUACAAGGACCUGUGUGAUAAAGGUGUGGCAGCCUUUUUUCUUAACGGAAACUCACCUAUGGGGUCGAGGCAUCAAUUCCAACUAGAUGGCAUUGGAACUUACCAACAGUUGCGGCAAGAUAAUGAUGGUUUUAACCUCGCUGAGAUCAUAGCCGAGCAUGGCAACCCAUCAAAGACUCGAAUUUAUAUGUUCACAACUGCUAAGGAAUGUAUGUCAUCAUCAUCUGAAUCAGAACAAGAGGUAGGUUGGUCCCCUCUUGCUUCUUUACAGUCUACACAUCAUACCUCUUCAUCAGAUGACUUACCUGAUAUUUUUGGAAGUAUGCCAUCAUUCAAACACUUUGAUGUCUCCCUGCCUGAUGGGGUUGAAGAACACAGAGCAAGUGGCAGCACUCAUGUACCAUUACCAAGUGCGGCAGUACCAGUGCCAAUGCGAACAGGAAAUCCUACUCCUGAAAGAGUGGCAGAUUCCCUCCCUACAGGAACUCCCACUGUGACAUUCAAGAAGACACCUAUUUGUCACAUUUGUGCUGACAGGGAAAAAGACAGCUUUUUUCCUCACCUGUGGACAUUCCAUGUGUAUGCCCUGUGCCACACACUUUCAAGACAACUCCCGGGAAUGCCCAUUUGUUUAAAGAGGCAAGUGAGCCUUAGAGACAGGUUGGACGACCUGUUUGCCAAGAAGAAAAGUAAAACUGGAAAAGCAAAGAACAAACGUUCACGUGAUGUACGGAUCCAAUUUGGAUGGAUGCAUCGUGCAAGUGAGUCUACUGAGCAUAAGGGAGUCCGUUCGACAAAAGGAGGUGGGACAAGAUGUGUAGAAGUGGCAGAGAAUGCCAGCUACAAGGACCUGUGUGAUAAAGGUGUGGCAGCCUUUUUUCUUAACGGAAACUCACCUAUGGGGUCGAGGCAUCAAUUCCAACUAGAUGGCAUUGGAACUUACCAACAGUUGCGGCAAGAUAAUGAUGGUUUUAACCUCGCUGAGAUCAUAGCCGAGCAUGGCAACCCAUCAAAGACUCGAAUUUAUAUGUUCACAACUGCUAAGGAAUGUAUGUCAUCAUCAUCUGAAUCAGAACAAGAGGUAGGUUGGUCCCCUCUUGCUUCUUUACAGUCUACACAUCAUACCUCUUCAUCAGAUGACUUACCUGAUAUUUUUGGAAGUAUGCCAUCAUUCAAACACUUUGAUGUCUCCCUGCCUGAUGGGGUUGAAGAACACAGAGCAAGUGGCAGCACUCAUGUACCAUUACCAAGUGCGGCAGUACCAGUGCCAAUGCGAACAGGAAAUCCUACUCCUGAAAGAGUGGCAGAUUCCCUCCCUACAGGAACUCCCACUGUGACAUUCAAGAAGACACCUAUUUGUCACAUUUGUGCUGACAGGGAAAAGACAGCUUUUUUCCUCCCCUGUGGACAUUCCAUGUGUAUGCCCUGUGCCACACACUUUCAAGACAACUCCCGGGAAUGCCCAUUUUGUAAGGAACACAUUCAGAGUGUUCGCACAAUCUUUUGAAGAUAUUUUUUAAAUGUUUCAGUUCGUUGUGUGCCCGGCAGAUGUUCAUAAGGCUCUACCACCUUCUGCUGGGCACCACGUACAACAGUGUUCCCGGCAGAAGGUCGUAAGCAAUACAAUGACUAGAUUUGUGACAUUCAUGAGUAAGAUUCACGAUUUGUAACAGUCAUGAAUAACUGCUUAAUAUAUCCUUAUUCAUUCCUAUGCUGAAUUUAAAUUCCGUACUUUGACUAAUACACGUUUGAGAAAUGAUCAAACCAUUCAAACUGAAUUUGUUUGAAAUACAAUUGUGAGUGUUCAUUGCUUACGACCUUCUGCUGGGCACACCAUGUCUAUGGUUACACCAACCACAGAGGUAGAUAUAAAAAGGAGUUAGAACGAGAGAUGGCCGCUUGUUAGAACUUCUGGCUAUGCUAUACAAAAACUGUUGUUUGCUGCAGAUUAAAGUUCUUUCUGUACAGACCGUCACGCCAUGAAUCGACACAUAAUACAUACCUUCAACAUAAAGUUAAGAUCUCUGCAUAGGAAAAUGUGAAAUUAUGGGGUAUAUUUGGAGGGAUAUUUAGAAGGACCCGGUAAUCUCUGAAACACAAAAAUGGAAUCAAGUGGGGCAUUGUUUCCCCUUUUCAUGAUGUGUGUAUUGGGUCACUCCGUGUCAGAUCAUCACGCCUCCAGGGGUCAAUCUCACAGACGCCUCCAAGGGUCAAUCUGUCCCACUGGUUGUACUUCUAGAGGCAAAAUUGUGUAGUGUUUUUAAUCACUACCCACUUAUAGGUGUUUUAUUCCAAUCAGCAAAAUUUCAAGAGGUAAUAGGUUGUUUAGUUUUGAUUUAAUUGUGCAAUUUCUUUUUUUUGUUUGUACCUUUUUCAAUCACCUAUAAUUUUAUUAUUUAUGUCCUGUUUAUAUCAUGGCACAUAUCAAUAAGAAAGCUUAUUAGAAGACCACAUUUGUAACAAUCACUUGCUUUAGGGGUCAGCAACUCUGUUGUGAAGUGCUGGGGGGUCAUAAAUAGUGAGAAUAUUGGCCUUUGGUACUGCUCACUUAAUCAAAGUGACAAUUUGCUCUUUUCCAAACAUAUCGUGCCAAGUGCUAUGAAAUAUCAUGCUUAAGCUGGUAAUCUUGAGAUGGAUCAACGUGGCAUGAUAAUGUAUGGAGCAGACACCAAAUUGCCACUUAUAAAGUGAGCAGUGCCAAUAACUCACUGUUUGUGAGAUUUGAACAGCAGUGUUCAGUACUCCCCGACCAUGCAUGAAUGUAUGCAGAUUUGGUACGUUAAGUUUCAGAACCCUCAUCAUUCACAACGAAGUUGCUGAGCCCCAAAACAAAUGAUUGUUACAAAUGUGGUCUUGUUGUAAAGAAGAGGGUUAAGCUUUCUAUUGAUAUGUGCCAUGAUUCAAACACAACCAGGAUACAAAUAACUCGCAAGGUAGGUGAUUGAAUAGGAUUUGAACUUUGCAUGGUGGAAAUAAUGAUCUAGUCAGGUUUGCGGUAUACCUAGAACCCCACCCCCCCGACUUGAAAUCAAGUCGGUAAUUGUUGAGUGGUUUUUCGCCGCCCACCGCUCUAUGUACCACGCGCGUAUGCCACCCUAGUUGCGGAAAAGGUAUGUACAUCCUCGAUCCCAAUAUAGUGUGUGUGAAUUACUCGACCAAGUCACACGCUACCUACGACCGUUGCAUGUGAAUGCAUAAUCACACUGUGACUGUUGCAUGAACGGCAGGAUGUGUGUUAUAUAGGCAGCACUGGCGGACAAACAAGUUGUUAGUCGGUGUUUAUUUAAACACUGACUAACGACUUGUCAUUAAGUCUAGGUAACACCGUGUAAAUCUCUGUGAGUUGGGGUGGUUCUGAAAUAAAAGAACAGUUGGUUUCAACUCUACGUUUCGAUCUGUAUAUUCUAUCGUCUUCAGGAGAAUGGUUUUUUUUCAGUAGAAUGGUAGUUUUCAGAACCCCCUCCCCUACUCAAAGAGAGUUUAUCAUUACAUAGUGUUCCGCAAACCUUACUAGAUAGCGAUUGAUAUGUAUGAUCAACGUUUAUGCCAAAGAGAGUUAAGUAUUUUGUAUCGUGUUGUUAGUCCAAACAUAGUUAUUUUCUUGACAGAAAGUGUGUGAUUUUUUAAAUAAAAGUUAGAGUUUAGUUUUAUGCCUUUGGAGAUUUACACUAGAUUUGUAAUCACCGUUUUUAAAAUUAACUGAAAUCUAUGCACAUUUUUGUCAGAUAUUACCAGCCAUUUUGAUAAAUAAUUAACAGUUUUUUCUGACCACUAGCCUAUAGAUGAUUUAUCUUAAUAAAAACAAAGAUGAAGGAUUAAAAUUGAAUCAGUUAUUGAUUGACAGAAAGGGUUUAUUUUGAUAAAAGUUACAUGCCUUUAGAGAUUGUCACAUGAACAGAUUUGUAAUCACGAUUUUGAAAAAUAAUUGAAGAGUGUGUAAAUAUUGGUAAAAUACAUUGUUUAUCAUUACAUAGUGUUACCACAAACCUUACUAGAUAGUGAUUUAUAUUUAUAUGAUCAACGUUUAUGCCAAAGCAAGUUAAGUAUUUUGUACAGUGUUGUUAGUCAAAACAUAGUUAUAUUCUUCACAAAAAGUGUUUAUUUUUAAAUAAAAGUUAGAGUUUAGUUUUAUGCCUUUGGAGAUUUACACUAGAUUUGUAAUCACCGUUUUUAAAAAUAACUUAAAUCUAUGCUAAUUUUUGUCAGAUAAUACCAGCCAUUUUGAUAAAUAAUGAAAAGUUUUUUAUGACCACUAGCCUAAAGAUGAUUUAUUUUAAUAAAAAAACAGAUGAAGGAUUAAAAUUGAAUCAGUUAUUGAUUGACAGAAAGGGUUUAUUUUGAUAAAAGUUACAUGCCUUUAGAGAUUGACGCAUGAACAGAUUUGUAAUCACGAUUUUGAAAAAUAAUUGAAGAGUGUGUAAAUAUUGGUAAAAUACAUUGUUUAUCAUUACAUAGUGUUACCACAAACCUUACUAGAUAGUGAUUUAUAUUUAUAUGAUCAACGUUUAUGCCAAAGCAAGUUAAGUAUUUUGUACAGUGUUGUUAGUCAAAACAUAGUUAUAUUCUUCACAAAAAGUGUUUAUUUUUAAAUAAAAGUUAUAAUUUAGCUUUAUGCCUUUAGAGAUUUACAUGUGAACAGACUUAUAAUCACUAUUUUAAAAAAAAUUAUGUAAAUACUGGUAAAAUGAUAACAACCUUUUUGGAAAAAAUCAAAAAUUGUUUUGUCUGAUCACUAGAUCAAUUGAUGAUUAAUUUUAAUAAAAAACAAGAUGAAGGGAUGAAAUAAAAUGAGUUUUUGAUUGAUUACUUUAUGUCUGACAUGGACCAACACACACAUGAGAGUGUGUGUGCGGGAGGUGGGGGUGUCUUAUUGGUAUGGGUCCUAUACUUCACUGCCUCUCCAACCAUUCCCUACCUCCAUGCUCCAACCCAAUAAAUGCCACUUUCUCCUAUACGAAAAGAUCCUAUGCUGCCUGUUUGAUGCCUGUCUGUCACGUUUUUGUUGUGUUUUUUAGUUAUAGUCGUAAGCCCGGUUCAUACUUCACGCAAAAGCGAAUGCAAAGCAAAUGUUUGUGACGCAACAAUCAGUACGCACGGGUUUCCAAUUGUGACGCAAGAAAGUUCGCUUUCGCAUGAAGUAUGAACCGGGCUUUAUCCGUCCGUAUAGCUAGACCAUAGAGUAUAAGAACUAGAGGGCGCCGUUACGUGACUCGCGGCCGGCCGCCACUUAUUACGGCCGCCACUUAGUAUCUUGCGGCCGCCACUUACUACAGACAUGUUGUCAUUCAAAAGCCUUGGACGUAAAGUCGUGCACUUAUUGUCGGUAUUUUGCAAUGUUUGGAUAACAUGGAACGGGAUUUAUUGCUACAAGUUUAUUCCCAUAGCUUGGAUUAAAUUACAGGGAAAUAAUGUGCUCUUCGGCAGCGAAUCAUAGAAUCAUAGUCAGUAUAAUGCGGACCCUAAAGCGUGAACUGAGCAAACUUUUACCCUCCUUGUUGAAAAGACUUAUAACUCUCUUCAAAAUAAAUGUAUUCGUAAUGCGUGUCAUGUCCAGUACAACAAUGCACAUACCACUCCUCUUUGUUUCAAAUAUAAACUUCUGAAGCUGGAAGAUAAUUUUUAAUGUCCAAAAAUUGCCAUUCAUUGAUUAUAACUAACAAUUUGCUCCCGGUUAAUUUAAGUCAAUCUUCGUAUUUUCCUUUCCCCUCAUCCUUUUGCUACAAGACAAGAUAAUCUUAUCCGUCUUACUGAUAAUGAUAUUUGUAGAGUGGAUGUGGUUUCUUCCAAUUAUCGUAAACUUCUACCAAAAAUGGUCAACUCCCUUCCUGUUUGCCUGAGAAAUGAAUUUCCCGGUAUAUCUAGGAAGCUUUACCUUACCCAUCUCAAUGAGUUUUAUUUGGACAAGUAUACAAGUUUUCUUUGCACUAACUGUUCAUGUAAUUCAAUAAAAAUUAUUAAUUUUAGUCUUAUUAUUAGUUGACCUCGGGAAAGUAUUUAUAUCUUUUUCUUUUUUUAUUAUGCAUUUUCGCAUGCAAUUAAUAUUUUUUGAACCAAACGCAGUCUAGGUACUCCACUUACUACAGGAGGGUUAUACCUCCUCUGGAUGUUACCUCCAUUUGUACCUUACUUAUUACAUUUGUCAUUACUAAUAUAACACUGAUGUUAUUUUCAAGUUUUGCAAAUGGAAAUAAACCAAACAAACAAACAAACAUAACAAAAAGAAAAUGAAAAAAAAGCAACAACAACAAAAUCAACUGGGGCGUGACUGUUUGAAUGGGAGUACAAACAUUUCAGCCGGGAGCUUCAAUGAAAGGGGGCAUGACCCUCUUUCGAUCCAGUCAGUGCGGGAUGCCGCUUCGCGAUGCACCCCUAGGUGCGCGCAAGGUGACCGUAGUAAAUUAUGGAAGCUUAAUGGGUGAACAAAACAGACACAAAAUUUCGAGAGUGGAAGUUGACCCUGUGACCGCCAAGCUUUAAUACCGGGCUCUCGUAAUAAUUGAACAACCUAGCCCGAUUGCAGGGGGCCGCUCGAUGUUCUGACAGUCUAUUAGUCCGACAUUUUGUGUAGGCCUACCCAUUGGCGACAGCUCAAUAGUCCGCCGCUCGAUCGGACCACCAAUGGGCUGUCAGACUAUUGACAAGGGCCCCAUCGGUGUUAUUAUACUUAGUCGAUAUCUUUAUAAUUUUUGUAUAUUAUUAUUAAGUCAGUUUCAACAUCGAACAACUACUUGAUGGUCAUGGUCUAUAGCAAAGCUCAUUUUGGAAAAUUCGAUUUGAACCUUUCAAACUGUUGCUUUUGAGUGCUGAAUCUGAAGAGUGCAUGAAUGUUCAACGGAUUAACUGAAGAAGAAAUAACCGACACUGUGGAGGCAAUCCUAACCCAGAUGAAGACAAAAUCUGGAAUAGUUAUGUAUAACAAAGUGUAUAAGUCACAUGCAUAAUUUCAGUAGAUUAGUUGAAAUAAAGGUUUCGGAUAAAAGCAAAGUUUCUUUGGAAAAGCUGAAGAAUGACAACUUAUUUUCUUUAAUUCUUUGCUUUUAUUAUGUAUAACAAAUACAAACUGAACAACGUGAUGUCUCUAUUAAUUUGAAUAUAAAGUUUUUACAUACAUUGACUUUUGGCAAAAAAUAGUUGAGUGAAAUUGUUGAUAUUGAUCACUUUAAAUAGUUGUUGGCUUCAAUAGCUUUAAUCAUCACAUGAGGGCGCUGUUUCACUUUAUUGGUCCUGAAAUAUCGUUCGUGGUAGCUCUGGUACUCGACUCCUUUCUUCCAUAGCCACUUUUCCCAUGGCGGGGGGUCUCCAUGUCGAAGUCACGUUGAACAAAGUACAUGUAUUGUGUGAUGGAGAAGGGUCUGAAUGGGAAUA
Asterias rubens (European starfish) is the source of this 8347-nucleotide messenger RNA. RefSeq lists its product as uncharacterized. Bases 510 to 2489 code for a protein of 659 amino acids. The transcript is spliced from 16 exons. Lineage: Eukaryota; Metazoa; Echinodermata; Asteroidea; Forcipulatida; Asteriidae. The record is from RefSeq and is a predicted model, not a curated record.